ACGUUUUAGCCACCUCUUCCAUUCGAAAAGGGUUUAUAGAUGCAUUGGUGAUAGUUUCGAUCUGCCGCAAGCAAAAACCCUAGUAGCAGCACAGUAAGCGAAGGGGAAGAAACAGAGCACAACUAUGGCGGCGGAAGGAAGAACACUGUCGACAAAAGAAGCCGACAUACAGAUGAUGUUGGCUGCCGAAGUCCAUCUCGGAACUAAGAAUUGUGACUUCCAAAUGGAACGUUACGUCUUCAAGCGCCGCAACGACGGUAUCUACAUCAUUAACCUCGGAAAGACAUGGGAAAAGCUUCAAAUGGCUGCUAGGGUAAUUGUUGCUAUUGAGAAUCCUAAGGACAUAAUUGUGCAAUCUGCCAGGCCGUAUGGGCAGAGAGCUGUCUUGAAGUUUGCGCAAUAUACUGGUGCAAAUGCAAUUGCUGGACGCCAUACCCCUGGAACUUUUACCAACCAGCUUCAGACCUCAUACAGUGAGCCAAGACUCCUGAUUCUCACUGAUCCAAGAACCGAUCAUCAGCCAAUCAAAGAGGCUGCGCUUGGGAACAUCCCAACUAUUGCUUUCUGUGACACUGACUCUCCAAUGCGCUAUGUUGACAUUGGUAUCCCUGCUAAUAACAAAGGAAAGCAUAGUAUUGGUGUUCUUUUCUGGCUCUUAGCGAGGAUGGUACUGCAGAUGCGUGGUUCCAUUAAUCAAGGACAUAAAUGGGAUGUCAUGGUCGAUCUCUUCUUUUACAGAGAGCCUGAAGAGGCUAAGGAGCAACAAGAGGAGGAAGCCCCUGCAAUCGAUUAUGCAGACUACUCUGCUGGUGCUGCCCUUGGUGGUGACUGGUCUAGUAGCCAAAUCCCCGAGGCCCAGUGGACUGGAGAUGCUGCACCUUCUGGUCCAGUAGUUGCUAGUGGUUGGUCUGGUGAAGGAGUGGCUGAGGGAGGAGGCUGGGACACUGCAGCUGCACCUGUUCCAGUUCCUGUGCCAGAUGCCGCCCCUACUGCUGGCGCCACAGGCUGGGAAUGACCCUGUUUCCUAUAGGAAGCUCUUCUUCUGUUCUGGAUAAAGAGUAGACAUUGUGAGUUCUACAAAAAUAGUUUUGUUCAUAGCACAGUUAAAGGAUUUUCUGUGGAUGUACUCAAUUAUUUAAUCAUUGCUAGCACGGCUUUUUGGAGAAUUUCAAAGUGGUUUUGUUAUCAAGAGGUGGAAACUGUCAAAUUUGGUUGCUGUUUGGAAAAUUUUCAACGCCGAUCGGAAUUAUUACUGCAUUAUUCCAAAAUGGAUAACCAAAUUCUCCUUAGGAGGGUUUCUUUGAUCUCGGACGUUUAUUUUUUAAAUUUGGAAAUUAGAGUUGUGGGUUCCAUAACUGCAUGAGAAGCAUACUACAUUUCACUAAAAGAAUGAGAAAAGAGCACAACAAAGAGUGUUAGUGCUUAUAAGAAACUUGGUCAAGCAAAAUGUAAGUCAAGGAGUUAAACGACUUAUUAUUCUUUAUAGCUAUGAAUUAUGAUUGUCUUUUUGGUAUUUAUUAUACAAACUAUGCAGGUGUAGACUUUUGAGUCUGUUAACUGCUGGUUGUAGUAAUUGACCUUUUGAUGGUUGAGUGCCCUUUGGGCUUGUUAA
Messenger RNA from Nicotiana attenuata, 1612 nucleotides. RefSeq names its product 40S ribosomal protein SA-like. The transcript has 5 exons. The coding region runs from base 125 to 1015 and encodes 296 amino acids. The record is from RefSeq and is a predicted model, not a curated record. Gene Ontology annotation, cellular component: cytosolic small ribosomal subunit; 90S preribosome; ribosome. Gene Ontology annotation, molecular function: structural constituent of ribosome. Gene Ontology annotation, biological process: cytoplasmic translation; ribosomal small subunit assembly. NCBI's taxonomy places the organism in Eukaryota, Viridiplantae, Streptophyta, Magnoliopsida, Solanales, Solanaceae.